AAUCAUAUUAGUGAAGAUUAGGAAGAAGCUUUAAAAUCCCAAGGCUAGUGUGCAUUGCUAGAAUUGUUAAGAGAGAGAGCUCAUAUGAAAUUGGUUAUUGUGGGAUAUUUAAAAUAAAACAAAGAUCAGUUUACUUUCAGGCAAAAAGAUGCCAGUAAUCAAUAUUGAGGACCUGACAGAAAAGGACAAAUUGAAGAUGGAAGUUGACCAGCUCAAGAAAGAAGUGACACUGGAAAGAAUGCUAGUUUCCAAAUGUUGUGAAGAAGUAAGAGAUUACGUUGAAGAACGAUCUGGCGAGGAUCCACUGGUAAAGGGCAUCCCAGAGGACAAAAAUCCCUUCAAGGAGCUCAAAGGAGGCUGUGUGAUUUCAUAAUACAAAAAAAAAAAGAAAAAAAAUUUAAAAAAUUCUUGGAAAUAUCUCAAAUGUUAAUAACAAUAUGGAUUUUUCUCAUACAUACUAUUACUACUAAGCAUGUAUGUGAAUUUUUAAAUUUAUAGAUGUAAACUUUUAAUAAAAUUUGGGAUGUGGUAAC
This is a messenger RNA of Nomascus leucogenys (northern white-cheeked gibbon), 533 nucleotides long. It is a transcript of the gene GNGT1, whose product is annotated as G protein subunit gamma transducin 1. Gene Ontology annotation, cellular component: heterotrimeric G-protein complex. Lineage: Eukaryota; Metazoa; Chordata; Mammalia; Primates; Hylobatidae. Gene Ontology annotation, molecular function: G-protein beta-subunit binding. The record is from RefSeq and is a predicted model, not a curated record. Gene Ontology annotation, biological process: G protein-coupled receptor signaling pathway. The transcript has 3 exons. The coding region runs from base 149 to 373 and encodes 74 amino acids.